Molecule: messenger RNA, 2832 nt
Organism: Dictyostelium purpureum
Lineage: Eukaryota; Evosea; Eumycetozoa; Dictyosteliales; Dictyosteliaceae
Exons: 1
Coding region: 1-2832 (943 amino acids)
Biological process (GO): pinocytosis
Cellular component (GO): plasma membrane; phagocytic vesicle
Source: RefSeq, a predicted model, not a curated record
AUGAAGGAAAAAAUUCAAAUAUAUAUUAUUGGUCCAAAUAAGAAUGAAUAUUAUUGGAUAUUUAACCGCCCCAUAGAGUCCAUCGAUUCAAAUGAAACGAUUUUCAGAAUAUCAAACUAUUUCAAAAAGAAAAAAGAAGAUAUCUUAAAGGAAUUACAAGACUCACCAGAUAACCAAAUUGAAUCAUUAAAAAUAAUAAUAAAAAAAGAAAUUUUAACAUUAAUAAAUAAUAAUAAAAAUAACAAUAAAAAUAAUGACAAUGAUAAUGAUAAUAGUAAUCCAGAACAACAAGAAGAUAUUGAUCCUAAAGAAUUACUGGUAGAAUGUGAUUGUGAAUUAUGUACAGUAGGAAUUAUUAAUGAAUUGGUACAAAGGAAAAGACAAACAACAAGUUGGUUAGAUAGAAUUAAACUAGUUUUGGAAAUUAUGGAUAAAAACCCAAUUUAUAAACAAUUUCAUAGUCAACAAGGUUUUAUCAAUACAGCAUCAAUUUUUCUUUUUAUAUACUCGCACAAAGAAACUUUAAUGAUCGAUAGUUCCAUUAGUGAUAGUGAUUUGAAAAGAUUCAUCUCUGAUACGCUCUCUUGCCAUCCAAAGUAUUUCAUUUCGGGCCAAUCUACUUUUAAUCAAAAAGGCUGGUGGAAAUAUAAUAAUUUAGGUGAUGAAGAAAAUAGUAUUGAAGAUAAUGAUAAUAAUAUAGAUAAUAAUAAUAAAAAAUAUAAUAAUAUAGAGAAUAAUAAUAAUAAUAAAAUCAAUGAUGAUACUAAUAAAGAAAAUGAAAUAGAUAAAAAACAGGAUGAAAAAGAAGAAAAAGAAAAAGAAAUAGAAAAAAAAAAUAAUAAUUAUAUAAAUGAUAAAAUAGAAAGCAAUAAUAUAAAAGAAAUAAAACAAAUAAAAGAAGAAAUUAACCUCCCAGAUAUUUCAACAUUAAAAAAACAUCUUGAAGAAUCGAAUGUAGAUCAACAAGAACAAAAACAAUCACUACAAUUACAAUCACCAUUGCCUCCACUCCAAUUACCCUCAAUUUUAUUACCACCACAAGAAAAAGAACAAGAGAUGGAGCAACAACAGCAACAAUUACCAUUAAUUAGACAAAAAUCACCAGAUUUUUUAACUUCAUCAGGUGAUGAAGAGGAACCACCAAAAGCAAUACCAAAUAUAUGGAGCACCGAUUUAUCAUCAGUAUUUCAACAGUUAUCAUUACUUCAAAGUUGGUUACCAAAUUUAGAAAGAAUGACAGCUCAAGAAAAGGAAUCAACUUGGAAAACAUGUUGUUAUUUUGAAAAUUUUAAUAAUUUUGACAAAUACUCUUUUUCGAAUACUUUACUUUGUUGGUCUAAAAAUCCGGUUCCAAACUUAUUUCAUAUUACUGUACUAUUCUCAGCAGUUGGUUUUUUAAAAGAAAUGGGAGCAAUUACAUCAAUUGAACUUUAUUACCCAGAAUCCACUAUUAAAAUAUUUAAAAGAAUUACCAAUAACAAUACUUCACCAAUAUCCUCGCCUCCAUACUAUAGCCAAGAAAACGAUUUCUCUGACGAAGAAAAUGAAAGAGAAAGAGAGAAAGAAAAGGAAAAGGAUAAAGAUAAAGAUGUUAACAAUAGCAAUGAAAAAGAAAAAGAUUCAUUACUUGCUCAAUUAUCAUCAGCAUCAAAUACUUUUCUUUUAAAAGAGCAGAAUUUAAAACAGCUUCAACAAAUUCAGCAACAAAGUCAACAACAAAAUUUAAAAAUACAGCAAGUUAUACAACAGCAAAAUCAAUCGACACCGCAAUUACCAGUAAAACCAAUUAAGCCGCCAAAGCAACCUAAACCACCCAAACAACCUAAAGUAGCUAAACCACCAAAAGAACCAAAACAACCAAAAUUAACAAAGAAACAACAAAAACAACAAGAGCAUCUUCAAUUUUUACAACAACAACAACAAAAGCAACAACAACUUUUACAACAACAACAACAACUUUUACAACAACAAAUGUUUUCUCAUUCAUCAAAUAGUCACUUGUAUUUAAACCAACAAAUAUUGCCUCCACCAAUUUCAUAUUUAAACAAUGGUAAUAGUUUACCAAAUCAUUUUAAUAAUAAUAAUAAUAACAAUAAUAACAACAACAAUAAUAAUAAUAUGAUCAAUAAUCCGAAUAAUCCUCCUCACAUCUAUGGAAAUAAUAGGGAAGCAUUUAAUUCUAUUCCUCCAUUCUCUGCGCCAUCACACUUACCACAUUCAUCAUCAUCAGAUAGAAUAUCAUCAUACCAUAAUCAACUUAAUAUUCCAUCAAUACUACAACAACCACAACAACCGCAACACCAACAACAUCAAACCCAAAAUAAUCAAUUAUCUCAAAUGAAUACUAAUAGUUAUCUUCCAACAAGUAUUCAUAAUACAAACAACAUUAACUUUAAUCAAAUUUUAAAUAAUUGUAAUAAUAAUAACAACAACAACAACACAAAUAUAAAUAAUCAUAAUAAUACAAAGUUUAUGAUGCCUCCUUUAUAUAAUAGCUUUUCUAGUGAAAACAGUGAUAGUUCAAACCCACCAUCACCUGCUUAUAAUAACAAUAAUAACAAUAAUAAUAAUAGUAACAAUAACAAUAAUAAUAACAAUAAUAACAAUAAUAUCACAUAUAACAAUUAUGACCAUAAUUUAAAAUAUUUUGAUAAUAAUAAAAGAUACUUAAAUUAUGAUCAUAAUAAUAUAAUUAAUAACAAUCAUAAUAAUUAUAAUGGUAAUAAUGGUUAUAUGAUGAAUAGCGGCAAUAAUAUUCAAGAUAGAGAUUCAAUUCAACCACUUAAUAAGUUACUUAAUGCCUUAUCAGAGUUGGGCGAAAGUAGUUUAUAA